Molecule: messenger RNA, 1244 nt
Organism: Rhododendron vialii
Lineage: Eukaryota; Viridiplantae; Streptophyta; Magnoliopsida; Ericales; Ericaceae
Exons: 7
Coding region: 161-1063 (300 amino acids)
Biological process (GO): nucleotide-excision repair; defense response to fungus; proteasome-mediated ubiquitin-dependent protein catabolic process
Molecular function (GO): protein binding; damaged DNA binding
Source: RefSeq, a predicted model, not a curated record
CUGUACAUGUGUGGUUGUAUCCUGACUUUCUUAUUCUUUAAGGAGAAACAAUUGAUUCCAAACAACCAAAUACACAAUUUAACAGCCAGGCUUCUAAUCUCCGCUUUAUAUUAUCCACAACCCCAACCCGAAACCCUGUAAUUUCCGAAAAGAGCCACCAAUGGAUAAUGUAGUCGUGGGAAUUGUCCUUGAUGUCUUAUGCGGCGAACUAGUGAAUGCCAUCAAGAAAGUAUGGGCCGAAUCCAAAGAAUUCAAACCCCUCUUGAAACAACUCAAAUCAACCCUAGACCGGAUGACCCCAACAUUCGAAGACAUCGAGAGUCUGAACCGGGCCGUCCACCGGCCCGGAACGGAGUACAAGGUUUUCGCCGACCAACUCAACGAAGGGAAGAGCCUCGUGGAGAAGUGCAACAGGGUGCGCUGGUGGAACAAGAGCUCGUACGCGAAGAAGCUGAUCGAGUACGACAGAUCGCUCACGAGGUUCUUCCAGAUCGACGUGACGGCGCAGAUUCUGCAUAGCGUGCGUCGGGUGGAGGUGAAUCAGACUGGGGAGCGGCUGAAGAUACCGGAAGGGCCAAUUCCAUUUUUGGGACUUGAAAUGCCUAAAGAACCUGAAAAACCUAAAGAACCUGAAGAUCCCCUUGAUUUCCUUCGAAAUAGCCCACAGUUCCUAGCCUUGCGUCCACUGUUGCAAUCGAAUCCCCAUAUUUUACAGCUCACGCUUCAGGGACUAGGAAAAAAACACCCCCGUAUUUUAAGACUUAUUGAAGAGCACGAAGCUGAGUUUUAUCAAUUGAUAAAUGCGCCUGUGGACGGUUCAGAUGGGGAUGUAUUUGAUCAACCUGAGCAGGAGAUGCCUCAUGCUAUUAAUUACUCACUAGCAGAGCAGGAGAUGCCUCAUACUAUUAGUGUCAUACUAGCAGAGCAGGAGGCCAUAGAACGACUUGAGGAAAUGGGAUUCGAUAGAGACCUUGUCAUCGAGGCAUUUUUGGCCUGUGACGGCAAUGAAGAACUGGCAGUGAACUAUCUAUUGGAGAAUAAUGCUGGAUAUUUUGAGGAUUAACGGUUCAGGCGAGGAUAUGGAUUAUUCUGAAGACAUUUCUACGGCAACUAAAUAUGGGGUCGGGUUAGCUGAGCCAUGGCACUUUUCAACUUUAUUUCAGUAAUAAAAGAACUGUAGUUUUAAAUUUGUAAUAAAUUGUGACAAUUUGUAAUAAAUGGAAUUGUUAUUUUUUUUUUUUAAA